CCCAAAUUAAAUGGAAUGUCAAUUUACUAAAAAUAAUCUUAUAGGUCUAUAUCAACAUAUUUUCCAAGGCACGUACCACGCUGAUCAUUUUUUGGGGCACUGAGUAGUAUAUAAAUCGUAGAGCAAAUCUACCAUUUCAGUAUAUCUGCUCAUCAUCAUAUCCUUUACCAAAAUCCAGCUUGCUUCUACCACACUAGCUAGCUACCCAUGGAGAUCCUAAACCUGCAGCUAUGGAAGUAUAUGUGCUUGGGCUUGAUCCUCAUGUUGGGAGCUUGGUCCUCUGAAGCCACUUCUCGCAGUCUGAAAGAUGCAUCAAUGUAGCAAUGGUUGGCUCUUUAUGGUCGAGUAUAUAACGACAUCAAUGAGAAGGAAACUCGUUUCAAGAUAUUCAAGGAAAAUGUGGCGUUUAUAGAAUUUUCCAAUAAAGAUGCAAAUAAACCUUACAAAUUAAGUGUCAACCAAUUUGCUGACCUUACAAAUGAAGAGUUCAAAGCCACAAGAAAUGGAUUCAAGGGCCAUGAGUGUUCCACAAAGGCUUCUUCUUUCAAAUAUGAAAAUGUGACCGUACCAUUACCAGCAACAAUGGAUUGGAGAAAGAAAGGAGCUGUAACCCCCGUUAAGGACCAAGGCCAGUGCGGAUGUUGUUGGGCUUUUUCAGCAGUAGCCGCCACCGAAGGAAUUACACAGCUUACAACUGGUAACUUGAUCUCUUUGUCUGAGCAAGAGCUCGUUGAUUGUGACACUGCUGGGGAAGACCAAGGUUGUGAGGGUGGCUUUAUGGACGAUGCGUUCCAGUUCAUCCAACAAAAUCACGGGAUUAGCACAGAAACUAAUUACCCCUACAACGGUGUUGAUGGUACAUGUAACACCAAGAAGGAAGCCAUCAUUGCAGCCAAGAUAACUGGCUUUGAGGACGUGCCGGCAAAUAGUGAAAAGGCCCUUCUAACCGCUGUUGCUCAUCAACCUGUUUCCGUUGCCAUCGAUGCUAGCGGUUCCGACUUCCAAUUCUAUUCAAGUGGUGUCUUCACCGGAACUUGUGGAACGAGUCUAGACCAUGGUGUUACCGCUGUUGGAUAUGGCGUGAGUGAGGAUGGGACUAAGUAUUGGCUAGUGAAGAACUCAUGGGGUGCAGAAUGGGGCGAAGCUGGGUACAUAAGAAUGCAAAGAGAUGUUGCUGCAGCUGAAGGACUUUGUGGGAUUGCUAUGUCUGCCUCUUACCCCACAGCUUAGUUAAUUAAAUCAAUGCCUACUAGCUAUAUGCCUUGUAGGUAGUCUGAUAUGUAUCAACCUGUAUGCGUAAAAUAUUUAUAAGAUAAUCAAGAUAAUUGUUGGACAUUUAUCAUCUAAAUUUAAUAGACUUGCUUUCUUGGUCAUCUGGUGUCUAAGAAUUCAUGAUCACACACUAUUAGAUUUGAUAUGAAAGAUUAAAAACCAAAAUCACAUAUUUAUUCUCCAUCUUAGUCACCCGAUGACCAAAAGAACCUAUGGUCCAAGUUCGCAUUGGCCUCCCACUAAUCAAAAGAUUUGCAAUCAAACAUCUAUAUAUUCAGGCAGCUAUUGGGCUUUUGCAGCAGCGAGAGCCGUUGAAGGAAUUACUCAGCUUACAAAUGGUCAAUUAAACUUUGUCCGAGAACAAGUGAUUGAUUGUGAUACCCGCGGUGAAGACCAAGGUUGUGGUGGUGGCUACCUUGACGGCGCUUUUGAGUUCAUCAAUCAAAACCAUGUGAUUACCUCCGCAAGGACCCCAACGCCGGUGCUAGACGGUGCAUGGAACACAGAAGGGCCUCCUACAGCCAAUAUAACUGGCUGUGAAGACGUGCCGAUAAGCAAUGA
Molecule: messenger RNA, 1833 nt
Organism: Malus domestica (apple)
Lineage: Eukaryota; Viridiplantae; Streptophyta; Magnoliopsida; Rosales; Rosaceae
Source: RefSeq, a predicted model, not a curated record